AUGGGAGCCGAACAGCAAGCUGUGCUGUUUCACAGUGACACAAGGUGGCUGUCACAAGGAAAAGUCUUGUCCCGAGUUUUUGAGCUCAGAGAGCAGAUAAGAAUGUUUUUGGAGCACGAGCACAAGUACGAAGUCGCAGAAAAUUUUAGUGAUGAGAGCUUCCUGGCAAAACUGGCCUACCUGAGUGAUAUAUUUGGAAAGCUAAAUGAAAUAAAUCUACAGCUUCAAGGGAAAGAUAAAAACCUCCCUCAAGUCACAGACAAGAUCAGUUCUUUCACUCGAAAACUUGCAAUGUGGGGCAGGCGACUCGAUGAAGAAAACACAGAUUCAUUCGAGAACCUGCAUGAAUUUGUUGACACUACUGACUAUGAUGCCACCUCAGUGACUCCAUAUAUCAAGCAGCAUAUUUCAUCAUUGAUGGGAUACUUCAAAAAAUACUUCCAUGAAAACAGUUCCCAGUAUGACUGGGCUGUGAACAACAGCAAGUGUGAGUCUGCUCCAUUUGUACCAGGCCACAACCUGAUUGGGGAGGGAUUUGAUGUCAUCACCCUGCGCCGAAAAGGAGCCUACAUGAUUGAUGUAGCUACUUACCGCAAACCAGAUGGCACAUGUACUCUCUGCACUAACCGCCAUCAAAACAAAACUCUACAAAAACUGCCGGCCUCUGUUCUGGACUGGCGUGCAAUCAGCCGAUGCAAUGCCGAUAUCUUCAGCAGUGCACACACCACUGUUAGUUCCCUACUUAACACUUAUACCGCCCAGGACAUCAACGACUGGAAGGUUGGACUAAGUAUAAAUAAGCUUGUAUCUACCACUGUGGGGAUGGGAGGAACACACUCCACGGCAUAUGCAUUUGCUACAAAAAGGACCAGAGAGGACCACUACUCCUUCAGCACACACACGGUCACCUGUAGCCAUUAUCGUUACCGGGUAUCAAGCACACCUAUUCUUAGCUCUGAGUUCAGCAGGGAUGUGGCCAGUUUGCCAAGUCACUAUAACUCCUCCACCAGAGCUCAGUACAACGAGGUCAUAGAUACCUACGGCACACAUUACAUUCGCCAGGUUCAUCUUGGGGGCCGUCUUAGGCGAGUCACAGCUGUACGAACUUGUUUGUCCAGACUGAAUGGAUUCUCCUCAGAUGGGUUCCACUCCUGCCUGUCGAUGGGUGUCUCCAUUGGCUUGGGAAAGCUUAAUCCAUCUUCUGUUGCGCAAUCUUGCAAAAACAUGCUGGGAAACCAUGACGUUGCCACUAAGUACAGCUCUGGUCUCCACCAACACUACACGGAUGUGGUAGGAGGUAAUGGGUGGUUGGGAGAGUUUUCACUUGCAUAUGAUGAUUCCCUGGGUUUUAAAAACUGGCUGAACAGCCUGAAGGAUCAUCCAGAUGUUGCUUCCUACUUCCUUCGCCCAAUGUAUCAGCUGAUACCGAAAGGCACAAAGAAGGCAGGGAUGAAGGCUGCCAUAGAGCAGUACAUAACGGACAACACUGUGCGUACAUCACACAGUGAACAUAAUUGUUGGCGGGGCAAUCCUAACCUAGAUUCCAACUGCUGUCCUCGAAACGCCUGGAGGGGGAAGCUAACUGUGGAAAUCACCCGAGCCUGGAAUCUGAAAGGAGAUCAUCUUGGCCCAACUGACAGCUAUGCCAAGGUGAAGUUUGGUUCCAUCAUUAAGCAGACUCAUAUGAUUGAAUCAAAUAAUCCCCAGUGGAAUGCUUAUUUUAAUCUUGGACAGGUGGACACACACACUGAUGUGUAUGUUGAAGUAUGGGACGAGGAUCUCAUCUAUGAUGAUCGUCUGGGAUCAUGUUACACGAGACCAACUCAGGGGACAUAUAUAUUUACCUGUUCAGCUGACAGUGGCGGUUAUGAGUUCAAGACCACUCUGACCUGUGACUCCCAUCUCACAGGAGACCGGUGUCACCAAUAUAAACCAUCUCCAUAAUGAGAAAUGCAUUUUGGGGCUGCAUGUCUUUCUUCUAUAAUCAAGUGUGGUAAAUCUGUUGAUCACAUAAGAGUUACAUGAUUGAUGAGUUUUCCCUUUUAUUUUCCUCAUAUCAAGACAUAUAUCCAUUUUUUAAAUUUGAUCUUCUUUUUGUUUGUUGUCAGUCACUUAUUUUUGAUAUAUACAUAUAUAGUUUUAGGUUUUUUUUAGAUUAUACUUAAUUUCAGUUGAACUAAAAUUGUUUUAUACAUGUAACCAUUUUUGUUUGCUUUCUCAAACAAAUGAAAAAGCUUGGUGAUGGUGUAAUUGAGGCGAAAGAAAAUUUCACAUUAUAAUAUUUGUUGAACAAGUAAUGAAUAUUAUACUUCAUGUCACAGUAUGGGCAGGCCAAACACACGUCCAUUUGUCUGGAUAUACAGAUUAACAAAAUUAGGAAUUUCUGGGGAAAUUAUUUUUAAAUUCUGCAUCUGGUUAUUUUAAACUUUUCAAUGAAGUUAUAUCCCCUCAAAUUUGUAAUAUGGUAUGCAACGAGCAGUUGUGGUGGUAAUGACUUACAAGAAAUACUCGGAUUACGUUUUUGCAUUUAGUAGCUUCUUGUGGCUGAAGGGGUUAAUACAGUGAGUGGGCCUGAUGUUUGAUUUGGCAGAUAUUUCCACCAGAUGCUUUUCCUGAUGCACCCUCUGAGGAGUUGUGUCUCCUCCUAUUCUCAAACUGUAAAAUAUUACACUAUGAACUCACUACUUUUUUUGUACAGAGUAACAUAGCUUAAUUCUUUUGCAUAUCAAGCAAAUGUUUUGAUAAUGUUUUAUAUUUUUUUAAACAUUUCCAUAAACUAAAAAUAAAUAAAUAAAAGAUACAUGUACUGUUGCUGUUUUACUCUAAUUUGCAGAUGG
Oreochromis aureus is the source of this 2837-nucleotide messenger RNA. Its product is annotated as perforin-1-like. The record is from RefSeq and is a predicted model, not a curated record. NCBI's taxonomy places the organism in Eukaryota, Metazoa, Chordata, Actinopteri, Cichliformes, Cichlidae. The transcript has 10 exons. The coding region runs from base 1 to 1944 and encodes 647 amino acids.